UCGUUGAAGAAACCAAAAUACACAAUAGGCUGUACCAUUUUAGAUUAUGCCAGUAGUACAAAAUAGAUCUCCACCACCGACUGAGAGCUCUUUUACGUCUAUGUAAAUGUAAACUGUAUUCCCUCGACACUUUUGGGGACGCGUAAAGCUGUGGUGGCAAGGGAAGCUGUAUUUCAAGUUGGAAAGUUUUAUGCGGUCAUUGGAUCCGAGGAUGCUUUAAAUUACACGUUAGAAUUCCUCCAGUUGGGAAAUCACACUUUAAACUGGUAAAUGCGGGUGAUAUUCGCAAACCUUUGGCAGAACCCCUUUCUGAUGAGUCCACGCGUCCUGUUUCUGGACUGACAGCGAAGGGCUCAGAAGAAGCUUGGUUAGGGUGAGGGAGUAGACAUCUUCCUCAGAAGAAGACUUCUGGCUUGAGUUCAUAAAAGGAUUUAAAAUAUGGCCACAGUGGGAUCAGUGGAGGAGGGACAAGAAGGUGGAGCAAAUAAUGAAUUCAGUGACAUCAUCAAGUGGCGAUCAGAUGAACAUGAUGCAGUCCAGAAGAAGACUUUCACAAAAUGGAUCAACGCUCAGUUCUCCAAGACGGGGAAGGCAGCCAUUAAGGACAUGUUCUCUGACCUGCGGGAUGGCCGGAAGCUUCUGGACCUGCUUGAGGGACUAACGGGAAAAACACUGACCAAAGAACGUGGCUCCACUCGAGUUCAUGCCCUUAACAACGUCAACAGAGUCCUACAGGUCCUGCAUCAGAACAAUGUGGAACUGGUGAAUAUUGGAGGCUCAGAUAUAGUGGACGGGAAUCAUAAACUAACUUUGGGUCUAAUCUGGAGUAUAAUCCUGCACUGGCAGGUGAAGGACAUUAUGAAAGAUGUAAUGUCCAGCCUGCAGCAGACAAACAGUGAGAAGAUUUUGCUCAGCUGGGUGCGCCACUGCACGCGCUCCUACGAUGACGUCAACGUCCUGAACUUCACCACUAGCUGGGCUGACGGCCUGGCCCUCAACGGCGUACUACACCACUUUAGGCCUCACGCGUUCAGCUGGGAGACGGUUCUCAACAUGACACAGGUGGAGAGGCUUGAUCACGCGUUCAACUUCGCCAAAGACGAACUCAACAUCGAGAGACUGCUUGACCCUGAAGAUGUGGCCGUGCAGUUGCCUGAUAAGAAGUCCAUCAUUAUGUAUGUGACCUCCUUGUUUGCCGUGCUUCCUAACGACGUUACCAUGGAUGAUAUCAGGGAGGUGGAGACCCUCCCCAGGAGGUACAAGGGGGAGACAGAGGAGAGCUCUCAAACGCUCUCUGCACAGGGAUUGGCUGUGGAGGCUGAGGAGGCGGGCAGCACAUGGGCCCAGAAUCCCAGCAUGGAGGCGGAACUGGAGGUAGAUCUGGACUCCUACCAGGCCACCCUGGAGGAGGUGCUUACCUGGCUCCUCUCUGCAGAGGACACGCUGCAUAUGCAGGACGAGGUGUCUGACGAUGUGGAGGAGGUCAAAGAUCAGUUUCACACACACGAGGCUUUCAUGAUGGAGCUGACAGCGCACCAGAGCAGUGUGGGUAAUGUGCUGCAGGCAGGAAACCAGCUUAUCGCUCAGGGCAACCUGACUGAGGAGGAAGAGGAGGAGAUCAGAGAGCAAAUGACCCUCCUCAACUCCCGCUGGGAGAAUCUGCGAGUGGCAAGCAUGGAUCGGCAGGCCAGGCUUCAUGAAGUUCUGAUGGACCUUCAGCAACAGCAACUGCAGCAGCUAUCUGAUUGGCUGACGGAGACAGAGGGGCGUAUCCGUAAGAUGGAGGCUGAACCAAUUGCCGGAGACAUGGAGGGAUACAAAGCACAAAUAGAGCAGCACAAAGUGUUACAGAAUGACCUGGAGCUGGAGCAGGUCAAGGUGAACUCUCUGACACAUAUGGUGGUUGUGGUGGAUGAGAACAGUGGGGAGAGCGCCACUGCUGCUCUGGAGGACCAACUGCAGUGUCUGGGUGAACGCUGGGCCGCAGUAUGUCGCUGGACUGAAGAACGAUGGAAUAAACUGGAGGAAAUGCACGUUGUGUGGCAGCAGCUGUUGGACGACCAAGCUUUGUUCCGUGCUUGGCUGAUGGAGAAGGAGAAGGCUCUCAGUGAGGUUCAGAUGGUCAACUUAAAAGACCCAAAUGAAAUCAACGCUAACGUCCGCAGAUUAGCCACCUUAAAGGAGGACAUGGCUCUGAAGCGCCGUACUCUGGGAGCUCUGUCUGACGCGGGGCAGGAUGUUACUCUGCUCCUCCAGAGCCCGGCAGCCGCCCUCCGCAUUGAGGCGGAUACCGAGGAGCUGGCCCAGCGCUGGGAUAACCUGGUCCAGAGACUGGAGGACUGCUCCAACCAGGUAACUGAAGCAGUGACCAAGGCGGGGAUGCCUCAGGUGCAGGAGAGAGUCGUCAUGGAGACCGUUACCACAGCAGUCGAGCGAUUUGAGCAGACGGUCGCCAGCGACGACCCCGAGCUACCGCCGCCUGCCCCCCCGAAGAGACGGCAUCUGGACGCUGACAUGGAAGUCAGGAGACUAGUUGAAAGUGAAAUUCCUGAGGUGUUAGCCUUUCUUACUUCUUGGAAAACUGCAGCCAACCGACUGGCCUCUGGAGAUGCCUCUGACACAAAGGAAAAACUACAGGCAGUAGAGGCUGGGCUAGCAGAGAGGGAGGGGCAAGUAAGAAAGGUGAUACAGGGAGGAGAGAAAAUUCUGGAACAAUUGGAAAAGGAGGGCCUCCCCUCAACUGACGCUCAUUCUGGAGUGAACUUGGUGCGUGGAGAGUGGGAGAACUGUCAAAAACUACUCCAGGACCUAAGAAACAAGCUUUUGCUGGCAGACCGCAUCCAAAGCUGCUCUGCUGAACUCCAGGCUCUGGAUCAGGCUUUGGUGGAGCCGGAAAAAUGGCUGAGCUCUACUGCUGGUUCUACUGCUGAUGAGAAGAAACUUCAGGCCCUCAAGGCAGAAUGCCAGGCUCAUUUGGAAGGAUUAGCAGCCUUGUCCCCACGCCUUAGCGAACUUUCUUCUCUGGUUGAAGAGCCCAGCGUUCCCGAAACCCUGAAAACCAACUUUGCCACCCUGACCGCCCGCUACUCUUCCACCACUCAGGAACUGACAAAACGAGAGCAGGAGCUCAGUGCAGAGUUGGAAAGUCUUGAGCGUAAUGCCCAGGCAGCCGGUGCUGUGCAGGAAAUUGAUGCCAGGCUGAGUGCCCUCAGGGCAAGUGUUGUGGAUGUGCCAACAGCAGAACAAGCCGUGGAGAAAGCCCAGGUGUUGUGUGCAGAGGUGGAGCAGCGGCAAGCGAAGACCUCAGACCCCACAGAACUGCAGCAAUGGAACCAACUGUCCUCUCAGGCUCGUGACGAGCUGGGCAUGCUGCAGUGCAUUCUGGGUAGCCUGAGGGACACCCAGGUACGGAGUGCAGAGGUGUGCCGUUGGCUGGACGCUGUGCAGGAGCUCCUGGCACAUGACUCCGCCAGUACCAGCGACACCGACAAGCUUCAGGAAGAACUCAACCAAUGCAAGGAGUAUGUAGGGGAGAUGGAGGCUGUGGAGGCCUCACUGAAACAGAUGGCUGAGAAUGUGACAGCGUUGCAGGAAACUGCAGUACCAGGAUUGACCAGGUGGGGGCAGUUAGGGCUUGAGGAGAACCAGAGACGGUGGGAUACUCUCAGCAAACAGUUGCUUAGCCACCAGGAGCGAGUGUGUGAAAGUCAGGAGAAAGCGGUGAACCUGAGGAAAGACUUGGCCGAGAUGGAGGAGUGGAUGACGCAGGUGGACGAGGAGUUCCUCAUGAGAGAUUUCGAAUACAAGAACCCGGAGGAACUGGAGGGAGCUCUGCAGGAGAUGAGGAGGGCUAAAGAGGAUGUGUUGCAGAAGGAGGUGAGAGUGAAGAUUCUGAAGGACAGUAUAAACAUGCUGACGGCCAAAAUGCCGUCCGGGGGCCAGGACCUGACUGCCGAGCUGGCGACGGUGCUGAAAAACUACCAGAAACUCUGUGACAGAAUCAAGAGCAAGUGUCACACACUGGAGGAGGUUUGGUCGUGUUGGAUUGAACUGCUGCAGUAUCUGGAUUUGGAGUCAAACUGGCUCAAUAGUCUGGAGGAGAAAGUUCAGGCCACACAGAACCUUCCAGAAAACACAGAAGUUGUGAAUGAAGCUUUGGAGGCUCUGGAGUCUGUUUUGCGUCACCCUGGUGAUAACCGGACUCAGAUUAGGGAGCUGGGCCAGACUCUGAUUGACGGCGGCAUUCUGGAUGACCUCAUCAGUGAGAAGCUGGAGGCCUUUAAUGCCCGUUAUGAUGAACUCAGCCAUCAGGCGGUCACGCGGCAGAUCGCUCUGGAGCAGCAGUUGGGUUCUCUGCGGGAGAGUGAAACAGCACUUCACACACUGAAAGAGUCUCUCACUCAGCUUGACCAGAAACUCACUUCAUACCUCACAGACCGCAUCGAUGCCUUCCAGCUCCCGCAGGAGGCCCAGACCAUCCAGGCUGAGAUUUCAGCCCACGAGGCCACCCUGGAGGACUUCAGGAGGAGGAACGUGGGUAAUCAGCCAGUUCCCACCACAGAGGGAAAGCCAGCACGCGGCGGGAGCAUGCUGGACCAGCUUCAGAGGAAGCUGCGUGAGGUGUCUACUAAGUUCCAGCUGUUCCAGAAGCCAGCGAAUUUUGAACAGAGGAUGUUGGACUGUCAGAGAGUGUUGGAGAGUGCCAAAGCUGAACUCCACAUCCUGGACCUGACAGACACACAGCCACAGGAAAUCCAGAAACACCUCGCUGGCUGCAUGAAGUUGUAUAAGAUGCUGAGUGAGGUGAAGCUGGAGGUGGAGACAGUGAUUAAGACGGGCAGACAGAUAGUACAGAAACAGCAGACGGAGAAUCCUAAAGGAAUGGAUGAGCAGCUUACCGCUCUCAAACUGCUUUACAACGACCUGGGAGCUCAGGUGACUGAAGGGAAACAGGAUCUGGAGAAAGCCCUGGCUUUGUCUCAGAGGAUACAUAAAGACAGCGCCGCCCUAGAGGAGUGGCUGACCCCCACACAGAACACCCUACAGGAGAAGAUUAACACUGGAGACAUGCCCGCAGACAUAGACGCCGAGAUCGCUUGGACCAACGCUCUGUUGAAGGAGACUGAGUGUAAGAAGGCAGAUCUCUCUGCGCUGAUGGAGAACAGCACUGGACUACAAGCUCUGGUGGAGGGGAGCGAGGCCCAGCUGGAGGACAGGCUAUUUGAGCUCAAUGAGGCCUGGGGACGAGUACGCACCUGGACCGAGGAGUGGCUCAGUGCUGUACUGAAUCAUCAAGGUGAGGUUGAAAUUUUUGAUGAGAACUUGGCACAUAUCAGCACGUGGCUGUACCAGACAGAGAUCCGCCUGGACGAAACAGAGAAACUACCUGCUGCAGACAGGGAGAGAGUGGUAAAGGCGGUGUUGGCAGAGUGGGAGGAUAUUAGUCUGAGAGUGGACAGUGCUCGAGACCAGGGGCUCAUUCUCAUGACCAGUAGAGGUGCGGCCUGCAGAGAGGUGGUGGAGCCCAAACUGGCCGACGUUAACCACAACUUUGACAAGGUCACGCAGCACAUCAAAUCUGCCCAGACGGCGGUGGGUGUAGAUGUGGUAGUUCAGGAGAAGGUACUUUCUGAGGAGGUGCAGCCUCAGCAGCAGCAACAGGAGGAGGUGGUGUGUGUCCCUGCUCUUCUCUCCUCCUCUCAGCUGCAGGAGUUUGAGUCAGAGCUUCAGGCCACUCUCAGAGCACUGGACAAUCAGGAAGAUCCAGUGAAUACACUAGAUGAUGACAAGGUGGAUGAAGAGAAGGCUCAUGUGGAGGAGGUGCUGAGGAGAGGAGAGGAGGUGCUACAGUUGACACCUGAUGAAGAGAGCAGAGAAGAACUCAGCCACAGAUUGCAGCUACUACGCAGUCACUACAGCGUACUCAGGGAGUUACAUAUCCUAAGAACUCAGCGUGUUACAGAUGUUUCCAUGGACACCUCCACCUCUUCCUCACUCUUAAGAGGAGAGUCAGACUCCUCAUCACUCGUUCCCUCCCUCUCCGCGGAGGAAAGGAAUGUGACGUACUCUCCCUCUGACUACCUGCUGGACAUUAACAAGCUUUUGUUGGCUAUGGCAGACAACGAGCUUCUCCUCAACUCCUCCGAACUUAGCGGAGGACUUUACGAAGACUUCUCCAGCCAAGAGGACAUGCUCAAGAGUAUUCGGGAGAGUCUGGAGCGCCUGGGUGAACAGGUCGCGGUGAUAAACGAGAGACAGCCCGAUGUAAUCCAGGAGGCCUCCAGGCAGGAGGUGUUACAGAUUGCUGAUGCUUUGACCCAGCUGAACGCUGAAUGGGACCGUCUCAACCGCAUGUACAACGACCGUAAGGGUUGCUUUGACUGUGCGGUAGAGGAGUGGAGACAAUUCCACUGUGACCUGAAUGACCUUGGCCAGUGGCUCAGUGAGGCAGAGCAGGUUCUAGCUGAUGGCGCCAGACCAGAAGCAGAACUGGACUUGGAGAGGGCACGAGUCCAGCAGGAGGAGCUGGAGGAAGGCUUGGCAACCCAUCAGCCUGUCCUGACAGUACUGACCCAAACAGGAGAACGAAUCAUCGGCCAACUGUCGUCUCCUGAUGGUCCUUUGCUACAGGAAAAACUGGACACACUCACCCAGCGCUGGAAAGCCGUACAACACCAGCUCUCUCUUCGCCGGCACAGGCUGGCGUGUGGAGACCCUGCUGUAUCAGAUGUCAUCCAGCGCACUGCAGACUUGGCCCAGUGGCUGGAACAAACGGAGGUCGCUGUGGCUACUCUCCCUGUCUCUGCUACGGACAACAACCUCAGAGAACUCAAGGCUCUGGCUGAGGAGAUGGAUGGACAGAACGAGUGUUUGACUUGGCUGAAUAAGAACGGGCCACAGAUCCUGUCCAGCCCCAGUGUGAGCGCACAGGAGAGAGAGCAGCAUAUGAACAGACUCCGAGCUGUCAACAUCAACUGGAGUAAAGUGACGCGGGAGCUGUUGGAUAAGGUGGGGGAGGUGGAGGGGCGUCUGCAGUCCCACGGGCAGUUCCAGGACAGGAUGAACCGACUGACUAACUGGAUUCUCGUCACUCAACAGACUCUCAGUGUCAGAGGAGCUACAGGCAUGAGUCCUGCUGAGGCACAGGCUCUGGAGUUAUCCAUGAAAGAGAAGAAGAGAGAGCUGGAGGAGCUGUUGGCACAUUCAAUAGAGCUCCAGAGACGGCAGCUGCUACUACCUCAGGAGAAGACAAAGGUAGAGAAGCUGGCAGCUGACUGGAAGGCUUUGGACCUCAGACUGAGAGAAUGUGCACAACCUCUAACAGUGAGUGUUCCCCCUGCAGUGCAAAUGGUCAGUUUAAGGAGUGAGGACCCACACCACCAGACCCCCCACAGUCCUGACCUCGUGGCUCCAACUGACCUGAAUGAGACUGCCACCGAGUUCGCUGAUUGGCUGCUACUCAUCACCCAAAUGCUCAAGUCCAACAUCGUCACCGUUGGUGACACAGAGGAGAUCCGAACCACCAUUCGCCGCUUGCAGGUAACUAAAGGUGAUCUGGAGCAGAGACACUCUCAGCUGGAAGACAUCUUCACUUUGGCCCAGAACAUCAAGAACAAAACCUCCAAUCUGGACGUUCGCACUUCUAUCACUGAGAAAUUGGAAAAGGUACGGAGCCAAUGGGACAACACGCAGCAUGGCGUGGAGGCGCGGCUUCAGCAGCUGGAACACAUGACCGUCCACAGUGACCAAUGGGAAGGCAAGCGUCGCGAGGUGAAGGCUCUGAUUGGUCAGAACGAGAUGCGCCUGCAGAACCUCCUACAGCUGAGUCAAGACCCGCUCACCAAGCAGCUCACAGACAACAAGGCCUUCCUACAAGACUUGAACCGAGAUCAGGUCACCGUGGCAACCUUUAAUGAGUUAUCCAAUCAGCUUCUCCGAGAGUACGCAUCAGAUGAUACGCGAAGAAUUAAAGAGGUCACAGAGAAACACAAUGCAGCUUGGAACACCAUCAACAACAGGGCGUCUGAUCGACAGGCAGCACUAGACGCUGAUCUGAAGUCUCUCCAGACUUCCCUGAAGGAGCUGGAGGCUUUUCUCAAAUGGCUACAGGAGGCAGAGACCACUGUCAACGUUCUCACCGACGCCUCACACAGAGAGAACCUGUCUCAGGACUCCGCGCAUGCCAGAGAGCUGAAGGCCCAACUACAGGAUAUCCAGGCUGAGAUCGACGCCCAUAAUGAUAUCUUUAAGAGUGUGGAGAACAGCAGACCCAAGAUGGUGAAAGCACUGGGUAGCUCAGAGGAGGCUGUGUUCCUCCAGCAACGCCUGGACGACAUGAACCAACGAUGGAGCGACCUCAAGGCUAAAUCUGCCAACAUACGAGCCCAUUUGGAGGCCAGUGCAGAGCGAUGGAGCAAGCUGCUCUCUCUGUUAGAGGAGUUGUGGAGGUGGAUCUGUCUCAAAGAUGAGGAGCUGACCAAACAGAUGCCUAUUGGAGGAGACGUCCCCACAGUGGUACAGCAACAGUUCCACUGCACGGCGCUGAGGGAGGAGCUGAAAGACCGCGAACCUGUUGUGGUCAGUACGUUGGACCAGGCCCGCAUGUUCUUAGCUGACCAGCCAAUCGAAGGUCCGGAGGAGCCACGCAAGAACCUACAGCCCAAAACAGAUCUGACUCCGGAGGAGAAGGCUCAGCGUGUGGCCAAGGCCAUCCGCAGGCAGACGGCCGAGGUGCGAGAGCGCUGGGAGAGGCUGCUCGGCCACGUGGGCGGCUGGCAGCAGCAGGUGGAGAGGGCGCUGGAGAAGCUCCAGGAUCUCCAGAGCUCCAUGGACCAGCUGGACCUGCGCUUGGCCCAGGCAGAGGAAGUCCGAGCGGGCUGGCAGCCCGUGGGAGACCUGCUGAUCGACUCUCUGCAGGACCACAUCACCAAAACUUCUACCUUUCGAGAGGAGAUUAUCCCACUUAAACAGGAUGUGCGUACGGUGAACGAGCUUGCGGGACACUUGGCUCCCCUGGACGUCCAGCUCUCCUCCACUGCCAGCCGACAGCUCGAUGAGCUUAACAUGCGCUGGAAACUUUUACAGGCGGACGUGGACGAGCGACUGAAGCUACUGAGAGAAGCCCAUCGUGACUUUGGCCCCUCAUCACAACACUUCUUAUCCACAUCCGUACAGUUACCCUGGCAGAGAGCUGUGUCCCAGAAUAAAGUCCCGUACUAUAUCAAUCAUCAGACCCAGACAACCUGCUGGGAUCAUCCAAAGAUGACAGAGCUGUACCAUUCACUUGCUGACCUGAACAACGUGCGAUUCUCCGCCUACCGAACAGCCAUGAAGAUCCGCCGCCUUCAGAAAGCACUGUGCCUGGACCUGUUGGAUCUUGACGUGGCUCAGAGCACCUUCCAGCAGCACAAGCUUACCCAGAAUUCUCAGCUGCUAACGGUUCCUGAGGUGAUUAACUGUCUGACCACUAUCUAUGAUGGACUGGAGCAGGAGCAUAAAGACUUGGUCAACGUCCCACUCUGUGUGGACAUGAGUCUCAACUGGCUUCUCAACGUCUAUGACACUGGUCGCAGUGGGAAGAUCCGAGCUCUGUCCAUGAGGAUAGGUCUGCUCUCUCUCUGUAAGGGCCACCUGGAGGACAAAUAUAAAUGCUUGUUCAGUCAGGUCUCCUCUGCGGGUGAGACCUGUGACCAGCGACAGUUGGGGCUUCUCCUGCACAAUGCCAUCCAGAUCCCACGGCAGCUGGGCGAGGUGGCCGCCUUCGGAGGGAGUAACGUGGAGCCCAGCGUCCGCAGCUGCUUCCAGCAUGUGACCAAUAAGGUUGAGCUGGAGCCAAGGCAGUUUGUUGAUUGGAUGAGGCUUGAGCCUCAGUCGAUGGUGUGGCUUCCUGUUCUACACCGCGUGGCAGCGGCAGAGACGGCUAAACACCAGGCUAAAUGUAACAUCUGCAAAGAGUACCCCAUCGUAGGCUUCAGGUAUCGGAGUCUGAAGCACUUUAACUAUGAUGUGUGUCAGAGUUGUUUCUUCUCUGGUCGUACGGCGAAGGGUCAUAAGCUUAACUACCCCAUGGUGGAGUACUGCACCCCGACUACCUCUGGAGAAGACAUGCGAGAUUUCACCAAAGUGUUGAAGAACAAGUUCCGCUCUAAGAAGUAUUUUGCCAAACACCCUCGUCUGGGCUAUCUGCCUGUCCAGACGGUGCUGGAGGGGGACAACAUUGAGACUCCUGUCACUUUGAUCAGCAUGUGUCCGGAGCAGUAUGAGCUCUCCCAGUCUCCUCAGCUCUCUCAUGAUGACACACACUCACGGAUCGAACAAUAUGCUAGCAGGUUGGCUCAGAUGGAGCGUUCCAACGGCUCUCUGCCCACAGACAGCAGCUCAGCCACUGGAAGCAUGGAUGACGAACAUGCUCUGAUACUGCAGUACUGUCAAACUCUUGGAGGGGAGGCGUCAUUCUACAGUCAGUCUCAGAGUCCCAGCCACAUAACCAGGACCCCCCCACACAAUCUGCAUAGCCCCUCCCAGCUGCUGCAGAGUCCCGCCCAGAUCCUGCAGGCUGUGGAGAGGGAGGAGCGAGGAGAGCUGGAGCGAGUCAUAGCACGUCUGGAGGAGGAACAGAGAGUCCUGCAGAGAGAGUAUGAACAGUUGAAGGAACAGCACAGCCAGCGGGGUCCUCCAGGCCUGGAGGCAGGGGCGGGGGCGGUAGGCCACGGCGGCGCCCCAGAGGAGGCCGACCUGCUGGCUGAAGCCAAACUACUGCGCCAACACAAGGGCCGUCUGGAGGCCAGGAUGCAGAUUCUGGAGGAUCAUAACAAACAGCUAGAGUCACAGCUGUGUCGCUUACGCCAGUUACUGCACCAGCCUGAACUGGACUCUAGAGUUAAUGGAAUUCCCACCUCCACUUCUCCCAUCCAUCAGGAAGCAGGAGGCCACCCUGAGCAUGGAGAUGAGCUUUUGGAUCAGGCCAAUCACAGCAGUGCAGAUCUGGCAGAGGUCAUGGAACAGAUAAACAACACUUUCCCUGCAUGCAGUCCAACAAGCCUGUCCACGCGACCACAGGUGAUGUGAUGGAUGUCAGCAGUCCCUGAAGGACGUCUUCUAAAGAAAGGAGAAUGUUCCCACGCAUUCUCCGACAUGCACACGCUCCUCUCCGUGUCGCGGCAUGGCACCAGUUUCCAUGGAGCAUUCCCAAUUUCGAUACGC
Messenger RNA from Chanos chanos (milkfish), 11202 nucleotides. RefSeq names its product utrophin (gene utrn). The coding region runs from base 439 to 11067 and encodes 3542 amino acids. The record is from RefSeq and is a predicted model, not a curated record. Lineage: Eukaryota; Metazoa; Chordata; Actinopteri; Gonorynchiformes; Chanidae. Gene Ontology annotation, biological process: synaptic signaling. The transcript has 77 exons. Gene Ontology annotation, cellular component: plasma membrane. Gene Ontology annotation, molecular function: zinc ion binding; protein binding.